CAAACAGCGGCCGCGAUGGCGGCGCCGAGCAGGCCGCGACUCUGAGGCGGCGGCAGCCCCAACCUCCGCCGCCGGCCCCGCGCCCCCACCGGCGCUGACCCCCGCCGGGCCCCGGGGCUGAGGAGGAAGCGGAGGAGGGCGGCCAGCCGGACCCCUAGCUCCCCCGCCGCUCGGAGUCGCCGGUAGCGGGGCCGCAGGCCCCCCGUGCCCGGGCGAGGCGCUGAGGAGACGCCGGGGCCGAGCGGGGGCGCGGGGCGGCGGGACCCUCGGGCAGCCGGGCCUCCGCGGGAUGAGCCGCCGCGCCGCCAGCACUGCCGCCCCCGCCAAGGAGUGGCCUGACCUGGUGGAUCCCUCCUUCUUGUGGCAAGAAAUAACUCGUUCAGAAACCUGAAGGAAGACUUCAUUGCCGCGCCUGUGCUAUAUUUCAGAUUGCCAUAUGCAAUGGACACUGAUCUCAGUUCCCAGGACAGGAAGGACCUGGACAAGUUCAUCAAAUUUUUUGCUUUAAAGACGGUACAAGUAAUUGUCCAGGCCCGACUUGGAGAGAAAAUCUGUACCCGAUCAUCAUCCUCCCCAACAGGCUCUGACUGGUUCAAUUUAGCAAUCAAAGAUAUACCAGAAGUUACUCAUGAAGCAAAGAAAGCCCUGGCAGGACAACUACCCGCUGUUGGACGGUCUAUGUGCGUGGAGAUUUCUCUCAAAACCUCAGAGGGGGACUCCAUGGAGCUGGAAAUUUGGUGUCUAGAAAUGAAUGAAAAGUGUGACAAAGAAAUCAAAGUUUCAUACACCGUAUACAACAGGCUGUCUCUGCUGCUGAAGUCUUUGCUUGCUAUAACCAGGGUAACUCCAGCCUACAGACUCUCAAGGAAACAAGGCCAUGAAUAUGUAAUAUUGUACAGGAUAUAUUUUGGUGAAGUGCAACUGAGUGGCUUGGGAGAAGGUUUCCAGACAGUCCGUGUUGGGACAGUGGGUACCCCAGUGGGCACCAUCACUUUGUCUUGUGCCUACAGAAUCAACCUCGCUUUCAUGUCAACCAGGCAGUUUGAGAGGACCCCUCCUAUCAUGGGGAUUAUCAUUGAUCACUUUGUGGACCGUCCCUAUCCCAGCUCUUCACCCAUGCACCCCUGCAAUUACAGAGCUGGUGAGGACAAUGGUGCAGUAUACCCCUCCGUAGAAGAUUCCCAAGAAGUGUGUACCACGUCUUUUUCCACCUCUCCUCCAUCUCAGUCUGUUUUUACUGUCACAAAGGCACAUUUUCAGACCCCUCCUCCUGUGGUGACGGACACCUUGAAGGUCCCAGUGAUGGGACUGGCCUUUUCACAUCAACUUUCCAGCUCUCGUCUUUCCUAUCAGCCUGCUGCCCUGGGAGUUGGAUCAGCUGACAUGGGGUAUCCCGUACUCUUUGCUGGUGGCUUGAAUGCUGCACACCCUCACCAGCUCAUUGGUCCAGGCAAAGAGGGGGGAGUUCCCCCAACUCCUAGCCAGCCAGCACAUGGCACUCAAGCUGACCAAGAGAGGAUGUGCACCCCACUGGAUGGAGUCCACUACUCAGCAGCUACUCCUUCUAGUAGUGAGGACACAGAAACAGUAUCGAACAGCAGCGAAGGGAAGUGUGGCUCCCCACAUGACCUUUUGGAGACCAUCUUUAUCCGGAAGGUGGGAGCUUUUGUCAACAAACCCAUUAACCAGGUGACCAUGGCCAACUUAGACAUUCCUUUUGCCAUGUUUGCUCCCAAGAACGUUGAGCUGGAAGAUAACGACCCCAUGGUCAAUCCUCCUGAAUCCCCAGAAACUGAAUCUCCUCUACAAGGCAGCUUACACUCGGAGGGUUCCAGUGGCAGCAGCACAGGGAACACCCAUGAUGACUUUGUAAUGAUUGACUUUAAACCAGCAUUUUCGAAAGAUGACAUUCUUCCAAUGGACCUGGGGACAUUUUACCGUGAGUUUCAGAACCCCCCUCAGCUCAGCAGCCUUUCCAUUGACAUUGGAGCACAGUCCAUGGCAGAGGAUUUGGACUCGUUGCCAGAGAAGCUGGCAGUCCAUGAGAAAAAUGUCAAAGAGUUUGAUGCCUUUGUAGAAACCUUGCAGUGAAGCUGCUCCCCAGGUUUGCUGCAGUAGUUCUUCCACCUCAAGGUGUCCUGGAGAAUGAUGUCAACAACUCUCCCUAUUGCCUCUGCCCUGCCUUUUGUCUCACCUUGACUAGCUCCUUCCACCAAGAUUGCUCUCUUCAACAGCAGGUAGAGCUUGUCUGCUGACCUUCCUUGACUACACCACCGCAUAGUUCUGGACCGCUUUUCCUGCUCACAGCCAGUUCUGCAUCUUAAGACUUCGGUAGGGACACGGGAAGUCAGACUCCGAUGUAUGAAACUUAUUUUCUCCUCAGUCUCUGUUCUGUGUGGAGGGGCUUUGUGAAGAGUUCCCAUAUUCUUCCUCCAGAGGCCCUGUGGUGUAGUUUCCCUAGGUAUAGCUUCUUGCUAACAGACGUUUUCCUACAGUCUCCGACCCUGUUAGAGCAUAGAAAGCUUUGGCUCAUUGCCAGGGUCUGUGAGUUCAGCAGAUUCAACAGUUUUUAAGUCCAGGAGAUCCCUUCUGCAGAACGGGGCAUUCCAUCCUGACUUCAGCGUGAGUGCCUGGAGCCCGGGGAGAGGCGUCAGCUUUGGGACCUGCGUCACACAGCUCCCUUGGUUCUCCUGCUUCCGAGGAGCUGGGUCUCUGCACGGGCGUUUGGGGAGGCCACUGUUACCUGGCUGAUCAGCAGGAAUGACACCGCAGGAGCGCUUCCCGCACUUCCUGCCCGAGCGUGCCGACACUCGGCCAUGCCGCGUUGACCAGUGCUGACUGUUGGCACGCCUGCACGUAGCAGCUGUGACGAUGCUGAAUUCAUAGCCUCUGCCUCUGAAAUGUACCUGUAAAUACUAGGAAUCCCGUUUCUUUAGGGUUAUGUAACUAGGAGUCUUAGUCUAAGAUUCUUUCCUCUAACCCUUGCGAACCCUCCUGCUUUAUGGUUAAUAGAUGAUCUUAAGAAUCAAGAAAUAUUUAUUGCUUUUAAAGAAACCUAUAUUUAAAAGAUGUUCCAUUUUCAUGUAGUAGUGCGGGUCAUUCUGCCCUGGAUCACGGCAGACAGCAGGUGUGCCAUGGAACCCUGGCCAGUGAGACUGGUCUCUCUUUGCAAGAGAAUAUCCAAGAUAUUUAUUUUCUAAGACAGACUGGAUUAUUCUAAUACAGUACUCUGGUUUAGGGGCCGAGUGUCCGUUACACCCAGUCAGGGCCCUCUGACAGAAUGAAAUGCACACAGCAGUGGAGGGGAGUGGCAGGGACUUGGUAAAAAGCUGUAUUCUGAUAGGCAUGGGUGAAUGCGCGGUGUUCUUCAGCCGUUCAGAAGGCAGCUUCUUUUAAAGAAGCACAUUUUUGGGGAGCUUACGGUACUUUUUAAUCAGCUGGCUUUUGAUUAGCUGACACUUUAUUUUUGUAAUGAUCUGGCUGUCAACAGCGUGACUGGCUGGCAGUGCUCUGUGGUUGAUGUGGCUGUUGCGUGUCUUUUGCCUGAUGUAAGGAUGGGAGGAGAAACAGUGACACUAAGCAGAAACUUAUCUAAGGCAGGUGGUCUUGUGGUUCUCUCUCCUCCUCCUCCCAUGUGUAACUAGAGUGGGCAACUGCAAGACCCCUUACUGUCCUAAAAGACCUUUUCUUUCUUCCUCCAGAAGUGGGGUUGUGUUGCCUCAGCACUGAGGAACCAUCUCCAUUUCCUUAGAGUGGCUGAGUGAGCAGCCUUCUAGUCAAUGCGAUGUGGCAGCUUCUUCAACUUCGCUGCAUUCUUAAUUGAACGAGGCUGCUAGCAGCGGCCGGGGACCCCACCUCCUCUAGAAUGCUAGUUCUGUGCCACUGCUAGAGCAAGGAACCCACUGCAGAACAGAGCUCCUUGUAAGGGCAGAGCAACACAAUGCUUGGAACUUAACCACAUAUUUUGUCAAGCGAUGUGUUUGGUGGGAGGCCACGUGAGCUCUGAAACUCUGGGUGAGAGCCUUCGUGGAGGAGAACUACCCCCCAGAACCCCUUCAGCUUACUCAACCAAUUCACCUUGUCAGCAGCCUCACACGGAAAUUGCACAGGCCUUGCAAAAUCAAGGCACAAACAUGGAAGAAAGCUUCCAAGGUAAGCAACUCACAAGAGGGUUUCAGUUACGUGGGCUUUCACAAACACUCGAGCCACCUUGUUUUGCAGGUGGAAGGAGUUGCAGAAGGGGGCAGGAACACAAGGAAUGGAUGGAUCAGCUGGCUCCCGCCAGCCCUGCUCAGGCCGUUGGGCUCUGCUCCCUGGUAGGCAGUAGCUCACAGGUGGCUGGUUGCUGUCACCUUCUCCUCAUGUCCAAGCUCUGCGCGGGGCAGCGAUACCAUCUGGGCUGCAAAGCACACGGUGCUGCUGCUGUCCCCUUCUCACGCUGGCGGGUGGCGCAUGGCAGGAGCACCCCGUCCUGCUGGUCCUGUCCGGGAGGGCCCCGAGCCAAAUCCGGGUGCUCGUUUGUUGGUGCAGUUCCUAACAUGGUUACAGCUCCCCCAUCUCAUAAGGCAUGAUGUCAGCGUGGCACGCUUUUUUUCUACUUCAAAAGGCUGGAAAUCUGCCUGUAUAAGCCGCUAGCGCUGAGCUGGACGGCCAGAGCAAUCGAGAGAUUUUUCUAGGGCUGCAUUAUGUGCCUCUUGCCUGGACAUUCCUCAGUUUCAAUACACAGGCACCAGAUCUGGGCUCAGGGUUCCCUGACCGCUGCACAAAUGCUCUGCUUCAGGAAAGCUCUAGCUGCUGCUGUGCCUGCCACCGAUCGCGUUAGGAAGGCUGUUUAUUGUAGCAGCUGUCUGCUCACUCCUGUAGUACGGACAGCACGUGUGUAGCUGCUGCUUGACACACACCUUGGGUGAAGGGGAAGGCUCUUCCAUUGUAUUGUUCCAGAAACAGUCUCCACUGUAGUUCAAGUAUUCAAGAACUUUCCAAUAAAACUUUUACGUAAGCAA
This is a messenger RNA of Falco peregrinus (peregrine falcon), 5003 nucleotides long. RefSeq names its product autophagy related 13 (gene ATG13). Gene Ontology annotation, biological process: mitophagy; autophagosome assembly; piecemeal microautophagy of the nucleus. Lineage: Eukaryota; Metazoa; Chordata; Aves; Falconiformes; Falconidae. The transcript has 19 exons. Gene Ontology annotation, cellular component: Atg1/ULK1 kinase complex; cytosol; phagophore assembly site. The record is from RefSeq and is a predicted model, not a curated record. Bases 442 to 2091 code for a protein of 549 amino acids.